Molecule: messenger RNA, 6438 nt
Organism: Oncorhynchus mykiss (rainbow trout)
Lineage: Eukaryota; Metazoa; Chordata; Actinopteri; Salmoniformes; Salmonidae
Product: protein CLN8
Biological process (GO): lipid homeostasis; nervous system development; phospholipid metabolic process
Cellular component (GO): endoplasmic reticulum; membrane
Molecular function (GO): ceramide binding
Source: RefSeq, a predicted model, not a curated record
UAUUGCAGUCAGUACCUUUCAGCAGACUGGAGUCCCUUUGUGUCCUGUUUGUGUUGGAGGAACGGUCUUGUUGUGGCACUUUGUUGACGGCUUCAAAAACAUGGGGUGACUGGAGGGUCACCGCGUCUCCAAGUCCACUCGUCUAUCGCUCCGUAGAGACAUGACCCAACCCCCUUAGUGGUUCGACAGUCACAGUGUGGGACACACACGCACAUGUGCACACACACACACUCAUGUACACACACACACAUACUGUUAUCUCUGUCAUCCUAAAAUAUUAUGUUUUGGUAGCCUUGUCCUGGGGGUCAGUUCAAUUAUAGAUGUUUGGAAACAACACAAAUCAGAUGGACAUUAUGACUUGUUAUGCAGCAUAUCACAGUUGGUUGCAGGAUACAGAAAAGGGUUGGAUUUUCUUUCAAGAUCAUAUAAUUUCAUCUUUACCUCAUUUGAAUCAGUUAUCUUUCUCUUUCAUGGCUUAAUUUUGUAUCAUGACUAGUUAGUGUAGAUUAAGCAAGUGUGAAAGUAGAAACAUUCUGGCUUCUGUCUGCAUAAAUCUAUCUGAGUGAUGUGAUGUCAUAUCGUUGGAGGGAGGGAACCAACCUAGCCAAAAUUACAGUGCUGUAGCUGCAGUGCACCAUUGUCUGUCGUGCAGGAAGCCAGGAUCUGUGUUGGCAGGUUAGCGAUGUUCCCCUGCUGUUCCUACAGUUGUACGCAGACAGACAUGUAGCAGUGGCAGAGAAGGACUCACACGGACACAUGCUGACAUAGGGGAGGCUGGGAUCUCUGCUUUGAAGUCUAACCGAUGUUCCAUCAUGCUGCAAGGCUGUUCUGUAGUUAUAGAAUCUGACAGUGGUGGUGGGCUUUUCUCAUAUACUGUAGUAUGUGAUGACAGAGAAAAUGGGGCUUAUGUAAGUGACAUCCCUUAAAGGUCCUUGGAAAGAUCAACCAGACAGCCUCAAAGGUCCUUGGAAGCAAAAGUGCUGAUGAUUGUACUCUACUGCCUCUACUGUUGAAGAUGACAGGGUAAAGUACAUGGUGAUCACAGCACUGUAUGGCUUAUAUAGAUCUGGUUUGUCUCAAUAUCAGCCCUGGCAUCCCUGGAGGAUACACACUCUGACAUGAUCUAUGCUUAUUUUACAGUGUGUCACUGAAAUGACCGAAGUAUGUGUGUACUUAUAUGCAAAUUCAUCGGGGUUUGUGUGUGUGCGUGCAAGAGUGUGCGUUUGCUUUUAUGAGUGUGUGCCAAAUAUUGUAACUUCCCUUCUCCUUCUCUCUUGUUUGCCUUCAUGGGACAGCUGUCCUCUACUUUGGUGGUUCCUCCUCUACAGUACCAUUUCCAGUUGGAUUCCAUCCAGACAACCCUCAAUACUCAUAGAAGCAUUAUGAAUGGUGACAUGGCCUAAGAUAUGACAAGUAGCCCAGGCAGAGAGCUAGCAACUCAGAUUGAAAGCUCAGAUUCAAUCUAACCACAAUGGCUUUAGCAGCAUAUUCAUGCAUAACUUCUUUUUUUUACAAUUAGUUUUAUGUCUGUUUGAUGAGUGUUUGAAAGGUCGAGGAAAUAAAAAGUGGAAGACAAAAAUGUACAAGGCAGAUCGGAGGAGUUAUAGUGGAUGUUCAGUAUUGAAAAGCAUGCUGCAUAUAUUUUACUACCAUUCUAUUUAUGAGAAGAAUUUGUUCUGUGCUCUGCAUUUGAAUUACUCAUUGUAGAGUUACAUUUUAUACAUACCACUACCAGUGCCAUUUAUAGAAUAACAAAUUGUGCCAUAUUCUAAUAUCGUAUUCUCAAUCCUGCCACAGACAACCAUUGGUUCUCUACUGUUGGUUAACCUGAGGCCAGAUAUUUUUAGGGUAAACUGCCUACAUUUGUUUUACCUGUAAGUAUAACAGUGCCAAUUUAGUCCAUUAGAUGGCGCCCAAGUUCUUUUUUCAGUUAUUAAUGUAUAAUUAUUUUAACAUGGGAUUUAUAAUAUUGUUUCCCCUUGAUUUGUUACCCCAUAUCCUUUCCAUGCCCACAUAUUAUUUCCACUGUAUGUCCAAAUGGGUAACCCUUGCAGAACACACACAACCAGACAGUUCCAGUCAUUCAGCUAUAACCAGCCAAACAAUGCGAUCCUGUGUUUUUCCAGGCUUUAAUCAAAUCAAGUCAAAUGUCUAUGGGACAUAGUGUCAGCUGGUGCGGUUGAGGGUGUAAAAUGACUGCUCAUUGGGUAUGAAUUCAGAGGGAAACAAAGUCCCUGGUAAAUGUGGCAUGUAGUUUGUUUUACAUUUGAUUUUAGUUUCAUUCUAAUGAAGGCAGCAGAAAAAUAACUGCCAUAUUCUUUAAGCAAAUGUAGAACACCCACCUACUGUACUUUACCUCUUUCCCCAACAUGUUUCAUCGGUGACUAGGACCGUUCCUCUUCAUCGAUGGCCACACGACUUGUUUGGCCUUGUUUUGUCUAUCUGCUUUGGAACACUAUUAUUUAUGAGAGGUCUUUUUCUUGGCAACAUUGUGGAGAAAACACGACGAUUACACACUGAUACACCACUUCCUGGAUCUCGGAGUGAAAUGACUAGACAAAUUCAAAAGGUAGUUAUUUAGCGAAAAACUAUUUUCAUCUCUUGUAUAUCAUAUCUAUAGUGAGGAUGAAUAUAAUGCCAAAUAUUAUUUAUUUGUAAAGAAAUAUAUAUAAUAAAUAUAUUAAUAUAUGAUAUAUGCCUCACUGAAACCAUUUUUGGGGCUUUUACUUGUGUUUUGUUAUCAAUUUGUUACUUUGUUCGGGUUAUUUUGAUAAACUUAUGAUAGCAUGCAAAAUACUGAUACUGAAUGUAUGAUUUGUUUAUUCAUUGUCUUUUUGUAUUGACACUGUUACAUUGAUAUUUGUAUUUAUUCACCUCUUUAGCAAAGAUGCAUUUAUAUAUGUUUGAUAUGUUGAAAUGCUUACUGAUUUUGUCAUUGUUCUUUUUUUUUAUCUCUGUUAUUUUAAACACAUCACAACUGCAAUUAUUUUUUUUACAAACAUUUGACAAAUUAACACUGAAGAUUUUGCCUCUUAAAAGUAGUUUAAUCAUUGCUGAUAUCAUCAAUUAAUUUUUUGAUGAAAAACAGGGACUGGGUGGUGUUCCAUUAUUUGCUUUUCUUCACUCCAUUUAAACUAGUAAACAGGCUGCGACAGUGUAAUUCAAUAAUUCACUAAUUACUGACCUAUAUGACAACAAUACCUCAAACGUUGUAGAUGAGAUGCCACCACAUGAUUUAGGGAUUAAUAACAUGGUGUUCUCAGGGCCAAUAGAAACACAGUAAUACACUUGCCUGAGUAGUGCUGACCAAUAGGAGAGCAGGGAAACUCAUAGGGUAGGACUUCCUGUUUUCUUGCCAGGGCCAAUAGAAACACAGUCAUAUGCUUGCCUGAGUAGUGUUGACCAAUAGCAGAGCAGGGAAACUCAUAGGGUGGGAUUUUCUGUUUUCUUGCUAGCGACCAAAUUGAUCCCAGUGGCUGCACUACAUGGGGGAUAUGCCAUUGCAGAUUAGGAGACAGCAGCUGGCAAUUAAUUAUUGGGUCAACCUACAGGGACAUGGGGUGUCUCAUCCUGCGAAAGGGAUUUUACAUGCAUGCUGGGAACAUGAGCGAAGACAGAAUACGAGUUUUGGUACAGUAGGUGGCGGUAAUGCAGCAUAACGUUGGAUGACAACUGCCGAUAAACCCCACCGAAGAAGAAGACCAAAUUGAUAACAAACCCGUUGCUGAUCAGAUGGAAUAUCUUUGAUUUCACAGAGUACACACUGAUGUUUGCCAAUAAUGAACAAAUAAGGGUGGUUGAUGACUAACCCAUGAGAUUUUUCAGUGAUCACAGGGUCACUCAACUGUGAGACCUUCAACAGACAAUCCAUCCACUCACACAAACCAACAUGACCUCCGAGCAGGCCAGCACCCUGCCGGCAUUCAAGGGCCCUGGCGACCCCAGUCCGGGCUACUUCUCCUGGGGCCUUCGCUUCCAGGUCAUCGGCCUGGGCUUUGCCUUCUACACCGCUGUGUUCGUCCUCUCCCACCUGGUGUCCAUGGCUCUCUCCCAGACCUACCGCUCUCUGCUGGCUAAGGAGAAGGUGUUCUGGAACCUGGCGGCCACACGGGCCGCGUUCGGCCUCCAGAGCACGGUGGCGGGCCUACGGGCGCUGACCGAGGAGUCGGCCGUGUCCAGGGACAGGGUCAGAGGUCAGGAGGACUGGUCUUGGUUCACUGUGCUCACAGCCACAGGCUUCUUUCUGUUUGAGAAUGUGGCGCUGCAUGCCUCCAGUGUGGUGUUCAGGGCUUUCGACCUUCCCCUGGCCGCCCAUCAUUUCUUUGCCCUGUCAGGGUUUGCUGGGGCGGUGGUCUGGGACUCACUAGGACAUUACCUGCCCAUGGUCACUCUACUACUGGAGAUGAGCACACCCUUCACCUGCAUCUCCUGGAUGUUACUAAAGGCUGGCUGGGCGAGGACGCUCUUCUGGAAGGCCAACCAGUGGGUGAUGAUCCACAUGUUCCACUGCCGCAUGGUGCUCACGUACUACAUGUGGUGGGUUAGCUGGAGUCACUGGGGGGAGAUGAACAUGUACGUGGCUCUGCCCCAGCGCAUCCUCUUCUACACCGGCCUGGCCCUGCUCACAGUGAUCAUCAACCCCAUCUGGACGCACAAGAAGACCAUGCAGCUCCUCAACCCUGUCGACUGGAACUUCAGCAACAAGCCGCCGCCCAAUGGCCCCAGUGGGGAGCAGAAGGAGAAAACUCAUGAGAGAUAAACAAGCCAAGAACUGUGAACCUGGUUGGAGAGUUAUGAGGCUCUUUUACUAUGCUUGUAAAGGAGAGGAAGGGUGACUAAUUUCUCACAAACCCUUUAGCUUUUAGUGCUUGAGAUGUUUUGAAGAUUUCAAGUUGAACUAAACAACUGUUUUUUUUAAAGGUUCUCAGUACAGGUUUUUAGGUCUGCUGUGUCUCUACAAGAUGUGGAUGAAAGGACCUCUUGCUCUUGGACUUUAGAACCUAGUUGGGUUCUGAAAGGAGUUGUCACUGAUGACAAGAAAUCAUCUCACAGUAUUAUUGUCUUUGGUUAUAAUUUGCUGUUUUGGUUACUGUUUUAUUGCGAAGGAGUGCAGAUGAACAGGGUAUAUUAUUGUUCUGUUUGUCUGUUUACUGUCUGUUUACUUUGUUCAGCUUCCAGCAUGAAGGUGUGAAUGUGUUAGUUAACCUCUCUGGAAUGGGGUGUUGGCUAGUUUGAAGUGCCCUGAGGCACCAGUGGUACUUGCACUUAUAGGCACAGUGUGUAGUCACUCAACCACUGUGCUGAGUACAGACAGGUCCAUGAGGCAGCAAAUUUACUGGCUGAGAACAAACAGUGACAGACUGGAGACUGGGUCAUUGGAUCUGGCAGAUCGCACGUCAUUGGAAGGCAAGCAACUUUGUUCUGUAUCGUACAAAACACUUCCUGACUUGCUUGAGAUUAGACUGCAAUGUAUGCCGGUAGUGUUGCAUGCUCAAAUUGAAUCUUUUAUCAAUUCAUCUCAUCAUGUAGAAAUGGUUCCUGUGCUCUGUGGCUGUCAGUGUAGUAUCUUUGAAAGUAGGGUUGACUUGACGCACGUAGACUGAAAUACUAAGGCAGUGGAUGGACGCUAAGGGAGCUACCAGAAGCAUUACUGUUUUCAAAGGAGCAACUGUAGGGAGUAGUCUAAUAACAAGCACCACCGUGCCAAACAGACGGUCAUGUUGCUUCCCUUUGUAACUAGUCUCUACCACUGAUCUGCCUGAAAAUGAAGUUAGGGUUUAGUACUUUAUGGGUAAUCUCUUUAGUCUCCUUAUGUUACCUAUCUCAUUGGACCUUCUGUAUGCCUGCAAAUUAGUCUUUAGUGGACAAUUAAAUCAGGUUCAUUCAAGAGUCAUGUGAGUGUGAGUGAGAUGGAGUGAGUAAGACAGAGUAAGUGUGAGACGUGAGACGGAGUGAGUGAGUUUGAACCCUUAUCCUGGUCAUUUGUGUACAAAUAUGUAUUUCAUGAAUAUUCUCAUGGAAAACUCAGUCUUGCAGUCUAGCAUUGAGUUCUUUGGAGUAAACUCACCCACAUUGAGCUGCUUCCAGACCGCCCUACUUAUCUCACAAAGGCUCUUUUGUGUAAAAGUAUAUCUUGUUUUACAAAUCGGUAUUACGUUAGUCACAGAUCCUAGAACUAAGGCCCCCUAUAGGUUAUAAAUGAUAAGGUAUGACAAGCAAUUGACAUGGGAAAACCUCAACAACAUCCAUGACAUUAUUUGAAGUCUUAAUAGCUGACGUAAGAGACUGAUGGCCAAGACGGUAAAGCCCACACUGAGAAAAAGGGGCCAUAGGUAUUUAUUUUAUAUAUUUUUACAAAAUAUUAUUCAAAUUGAUGCAGGACUGAGUGCCUUUUAUAAACAUAAUUAACCUUAACUUUACUAGUUUGACUAAUAAUUU